This is a messenger RNA of Dentiscutata erythropus, 1170 nucleotides long. NCBI's taxonomy places the organism in Eukaryota, Fungi, Glomeromycota, Glomeromycetes, Diversisporales, Gigasporaceae. The record is from the annotation of a GenBank genome assembly.
AUGCAACAACGGGAUGGAUUAGCUAUUGUAUUUUAUCCAACAUCUCCGUCAAGAAAAUUACUUCAAUUUCAUACUUGGAUAACGGAGUAUGACUUAAAAUAUCAUCACUCAUUUACAGAUACUAUUCCUACAGCAUCUUUUGCAACAAUUUCGUCCUCUCAAAAAACUCAGGAGGAAAGAAUAGGCAAAGAUGGUUUUAGUAAGGUUCCUCAUGAGCUUAUGAUGAUUAUUAUGGAUAAUUUGGAAGCUACCGACAUUCUUUCUUUAUCUAUGGUGAAUAAAAAGCUUAGAGCUCAUACUCAAGAUAACUAUCUAUGGCGCCAAAUUCUCAUAAGAAAUUAUGGAGAGUCCGUUAUCAAGGAUGAGCCAAAGCACACAAGUCGCAGAUUAAAAUGGAAAAGGACAAAACGUAACAAGCAACCACAAGUAGAGCCUAAUUGGCAGAAGAAAGUUCUUACAAAUAUUACUGAACAGCAACUGUUAAAGUCUCGACGAAAACUGCAAUUUCGCGAGGAAAGCCCGAUUGAGAUGACUAUUAGUAAUGUUCCACCUGGUGUUUAUGACAUCAUAUGGCGAAUGAGGAUUGACAAAUUCCUUUGUAGACCAGUAUUGACUUUUGCUACAGAUAUUUGGUUGCGUCAUGAUAUAUAUCUAAAUUCUUAUGAAAGGGAAUCAAAGUUCAAAUUUUCACCUGACCCGGAUAAACUCCAGGAAGUAUUUGACAAAGGAUGGUUUCAUAUUCGAUUACCUUACAAGAUUACAAUUGCUAAGAAAGAUCAAUUCGAUGACAGAAGGUAUCAAGUACAUACCGGUAUUUCUUGUUACGCUGAAGAUUUACCAAAAUCUAAAUCUUCUAAAGGUCCUUUUUCAGUGGAUUAUGUAUGUUUACGUCCCCACAUUCCAUAUGACCAUGUAGAAAAUCCACCAAUUAUUGAACAUUUAGAAAAUGAUUAUGAAAGUCUAUAUAGCGAUAACGAAUAUUAUGAUUAUGACGCACGAAAUGUUAAUGAUGAAAAUUUUAUCAUUUCUUCAAAGAGGAAAAAAAAAUUGAUCAAAUUUUUAUCUUGCAGUGCUGGUAAUAUGAAUUCCAAUAAGGACAGUCGUCUUUAUGGAAGUGUUAGCGCAUACACCACCAUAGAGAAUGAAAAUCGCCAUCGUAACACUUUGUAG